Rhipicephalus microplus (southern cattle tick) is the source of this 8139-nucleotide messenger RNA. RefSeq lists its product as uncharacterized. Gene Ontology annotation, molecular function: nucleic acid binding. NCBI's taxonomy places the organism in Eukaryota, Metazoa, Arthropoda, Arachnida, Ixodida, Ixodidae. The record is from RefSeq and is a predicted model, not a curated record.
GGCAAUGAGCAUGGCCGUAGGUGGGACGUGCGGCUCGGCAGGGCCGAUUUGAAACAAAUUGCGGAGCACUCUUUUAAUUCGAAGCUAUUCGCGGAAAUGCAUCCUUACCAAACGAGUAAUCGAUUUCACAACCCUGGAUUUCAUUCGUCGGACCGACGACCACUCUAGGUCGACGAGACUACUAGCGCCGGUAUCAUCAUUCCUCGCUCAGAAAAGCGCUUCGGGAUUUCUCUGCUGUGAUCGCGGAUUUGCGUACAAUUUUGUUUGAGCGGAGACCCCAGCCCUCUAGUAGGAGCUCGAGGAAGCAUGCGUGAGCUGCCCGGUCCCCACCUGAGAGCCGCUGCUGCCCAGGGGAGCCACCGGUCGCAGCAGCCGGCAGCCAUAGAUCUCCCCGGAAGUUGGAGCAUUGGGCUUGUGGAGCUGCCUGCCGUGGCUGCUCUUAACUGAGCCAGCCUGGAUUCUCACAGCAGAGAAUCUAUGGCCAAGUCGGAAAUUCCAAGCAUAGUGGUCCAAACGGGGGGUUGCCCAAUGGAAGGGGGUGGGCGUGGGACCAAUGGGUCGUCCCCGCCCCCAGCCCCUCCCCCCUGUGGCCCACCGCCUCCCCGCGUUCAACCCGUGCGGCUCUCCAAGCAGUCCGAGGUGGAGAUGGCCGAGGAACAGCCAGCGGCACCCGUCACCAUCCGGCUGGAGGUGGGAACCGAAGAAGAGGCCUCCUCCCAGCCGGUGGACAAUACCAGCCGGGCCUCUGCACAGCGGCUAAAGGUGCUAGUGCGCAGCCACGCGCUCCGAGAUGACGCUUCGCCACCUCUGGAUCUCUCGCCCGAGGCGGCCACAGCCUCGCCACAGAUGCUGUCAGUGCAGGGCCCCGUAAGUUGCAAGGUGCUGUCUGGCAACAAGCCUGCCCGCCUGAGCAAGCAGGGCACCAGCAGCUCCCAGGGAAGCCUGGAAGGAUCCUCGCCCAGUCUCUCAAGAGACUCUAGCACGGAGACGUACACUGACUCUACGGGUGUGGACCUGGAGCAGUUCAUAGUGGACACGCUGCACAAGAACCACAAGGACCGGGUGAUGAUGCUCAAGAUCGAGCAGGACCUGCUCUCCCUCGUCAAGGACAACAAAAGGCAGUCAUUCAAGUUUGCCCAGAUGAGCUCGUACCACCGCAUGCUGGUGCACCGGGUGGCAGCGUACUUUGGCCUGGACCACAACGUGGACCAGGCUGGCACGGCUGUCAUUGUCAGCAAGACGCGCAACACUCGCCUGCCUGACAUCCGGUUCAAGGACCAGAUUCGUGAUGACCUGCUGUCCGAGGAGCCCAAGAAGCUGAUCCUCAAGCGGGACAGUGCUUCCUUUGAGGAUGGAAAGGAGAGCCCUGAGCGACAGUUGUCUCUGGAUUCGAGGAGGAGCAAGUCGAUCGAGGAGCGAGAGGAAGAGUAUGAGAAGGCCCGUGCACGCAUCUUCAACCAGGAUGAAGGGGUUGGGGACUCCCCCGCCAGCCGCAGUAGUCAAGAGGAGCUUCAGUGGAGCGGCGACAAUCGCCCCUGGAGCAGCACAGAUUCGGACUCGUCGGAGCGGCGCCGGCACUUGGGGGCGCGUCUCCUGCUCGCCCCCAAGACUGCCGAGGGGGUCGCGCAGGGUGAGCCACUGGCAGGAGGCAAGUUCUACUCUGUGCUGACCAAGAGUGGCCCAGGUGGCCCUGCUGUGACCAAGGCAAGCAGCUUUGGAGGCGUGUCCCUUCUGCAUCGGGACUCCAGCCUCACGGAGGCACGCAAUGCCGCCCUCAGGGCGGUUAAGGCCGACUCGUUCAAUGUGAGCUCGCUACCGACGGUGGUGCAGGCGCCACCGCCUGUAGCGACCUCACCCACCGAGGUGCCGUCACUGUCGGCUGCACCAGAGCCGGCAGCACCCACUGGGCCACAGGUCGGCGAAGAAGCGAGUCCCGUGGCUGCUGUCGCAGCACCCCCACCACCACAUGUUGCAACCACUGCUCCGCAUGCACCUAGGCCACAGCUUUACGUGGCACAGCUUCCAUGGGGUGCUGCACCUAGGGAAGCGGGUGCUCUGUCCUUGCCACCUAUGUGGCCAUUGGCAGGACCAUCGGUGCUGGAGGCAUCAUCCUUGACUCCAACGGGCCUGCUGCUCAACCCUCAGGCUGUUGCUGGUGUGCCGCUGGUAUCGCCAGACAUGGCAGGUGGGCUGGUCCAAGGAGUGCGGCCUCGAGGUGGGCCGGGCCCCUUGGGCGGUGGCGGUCUGUUGCUGAGCCCGCUGGCUCCUCCACGGGGGCCCGUCCCAGCCCACCCACACCAUCACCAACACCAUCACCACCACCACCACCCGCACCAACAGCAGCCGCCGCAGCAGCUGGUGUACCUGCCUUGCGUACAACCACCGACCAGUCUGGAGGCUCGCAAGCCUGGCCUCCUGGACACUCAGGAGCCACCAGGGUGCGAGGCAGUGACGGGGCAGCUGAGUUCGCUCACUCUGGUUGGGGGCGAGUCUGCAGAAGGGGCCGGUGGGGCGGGCCACCCCCCAGGGGGAUUUCUCGUACAGGCGCCCCUGCAGCCGGGCUUCCUGGCAUUGCCUGGGCAUCCACCGCCAACCCAGCAGCAACAUCAACAGCAGCAACAGCAGCAGCAACAGCAACAGCAGUCGCACGCAGCACCUACAGUCUCUGUCCAGGGUCCCAUUUAUUAUGUACAGCCAGCGCCGCUUACAACAUGCGGGCGCAACUACGUUUCCUCUGUGCCUGAAGCUCAUGCAAAUCCACAGUUGGGCCUGGCAGCGGCAGGCCCCCAGGCAGGUGCGCUAAUUGCUGGCAGCCCGGUCGGGGGAGGAUCCUAUCCAGUGUGGGGCUACUAUGCACCCCCCAUGGCUGGCCUUAGCAAUGGUGCUGCCGAAGCGGGGCCCCCUCCCCCCACGGCCUUUGUGGGAACCUUUGCGGCUCCCCUGACGGGGCAGGGUGAGCCCUACCACCAGCACCACCACCACCAUGCGCCGCCACAAUCUGCCGCCCCCCCUCAGUCCCAGCACCAGCAACUGGUGCCCAUGUAUCUUGUGGCCACCAGCCCACCGGCUUUGCCACCUCACCAGCAACCACCCCCACCUGCCAGCCUUCCCCUGCGGUACCUGCGACCGCAGACGCCCCCGACCAGCUCAGCCCAAGCACAGCAGCAGCCCCUAGUGGGUUAUGCCCUCUGCUCAGCUGGACCACCUGUUGGGCCACCCCAGCACCCACUGCCGCCUAUGGUUACCGCCUUCCAGUCAUUGGUGCCGUGUGUGGCGACACGUCCUGCUGUGGCAAGCAAUGCGGCGGGAGCUAGCCGUGCCUCUCUGGUCGGUCCAGCAUCGUUUGCUGUGGGCCUACCAGCCUGCGGCAUGGCCAAAAGUGGCGCACCUUACCUAGGCAUGGGAGUACCCACGCACCCUGGUGCAACAACACCGUACGGCGAUGGUUCUCCAGGAGAAAGAGUGGCGUCCAGUGCAGAUGCUUCGUCUAUGGACGUGCGGCUGCUUGGCCAUCCACUGCAGCAGCAUCACGACGGGCCACCACCAGCCAUGCUGAGGGGAGCACUGCGGUUCGUGCCACAAGCUCCACCUGCCCCAGCCACCUUGGGGGCUCGUCCACCCCGAAGCACCCGCAGACAGCCACGAGCAACACCCCGUGCCCCCUCCAAUCCACCCAGCUCGGCCCCCAUGCCCACAGCAUCUAGCACAACUCCUGCGGCAGCAGGUGGUGGCCAGGUGUUGGAAGUGCUGGGCCUAGCCGACGGUCUGCAGCCGAACGAAGUGGAGCAGCAGCUGGAGCCUCUGUUGCGGCUCGGGGCACAGCUGAAGCGGGUGGGCACAAGCCCGUCGCAGCUGCUGGUCUGCUUUGACUCCGCAGCCGCUGCGCAGGAGGGCACUCCUCAUGGCUGGCCUACCCUUUCAGCUGCGGCCCUUGCCUACAGUGGCUUCGUCCUCCACCGAGCUGCUACCCCCACCUCCUUCGUCCAGCUAGCGCCUCUGCGUGACAACAUGCUGCAAAGAAGUGCCGAGCAUGCAAAGAGCUGGGCACGGCAGGAUGCCCUACGACCACCCGGCAGGAGACCUCGCAGUGUUUCUGUCCCAUCUCUGUUGUGCUGUUUGAAGGGCCUUGCAGCAAUGGCUUUUCCGUGGUAAACUUCACGAUUGUGCGGCACAGUAAAACAUGAAAUUUAUUUAAUUAUUACUAUUUGGUCACUAUAAAUGUCAGUUUCCUCCCGCAAGCUGCUUCCCGGUGUCAAAGUGAGGGUGCAAGCAGCAAUGCUGCUUAGGAACGGGGGUCUAUCGAAACAACAUUGGCAAAUACGGCUCUUUGCCCGAUAAAAACACAGUCACCAGAAGAGAUCAUUGCUGCAUGGUACUUAUAACAUUCUAGAUGCUUUUUGGGAGAUGAGACAAAAAUGAGUAUAAAUUAUCAGCCAUUCUGACGUGCUACCCAGGCAACCCUUGAAACUUGGAAAGACAUUCAAGCCACUGUGAUUGGCUGCACAUCACAAGUGGUCCUGGGUAGGCUAAGGUAAUGCAUGCUAAAUAGCCUGAGUCACUCUUUCAGUUGUGUUAUGACUUAGUUGUGUUUUGUACUACAGACAUUCAUAAGGCAUCUGAAACAACUUGUAGCUUUAAUAUAAGUAUGCUCUCUUCUUUAACUUUGCAGUCAUUGCAAAGGCAUAUUGAUCAUCCCUCAAUGUGUAACUGCCCUGUUCAUUCUGAUUUAGGAACUACGGUUUAUCUGAGUAGAGGCACACAUCUGCUGAGCCAAUGAUACUUUCUGCACCCCUUAUCCGGCAACGUUACAUCAUCUUACACUGCGCUUUUUCUAUCGUGGCUAUAACCGAAGUGACACAAUCCCAGUCGCCCUAGCACACCACAGGGAGGUUUCCUGUCGGGUUCAGCACGAAAGCUGAUUGGGAUGUGAAGCAUAAGUUGGGAGCUCUCUGCACUCAAUAGGAGGCCAAACCUGCACAUAUGCCUCGGACCGGUUCUGUUAUUGCACAAAAUUUGGGAGACCUGAGUGUCCUGUCCAACUGAAUAUGCGAAGCCGAAUACGGUAUGCAAAGAGCCACACAGCGUGGUAGUGGGAUGUGUUCCUGUCAGCUGCAAGGAUGUGCGGAGGAUGUGUGCCACACAGGCUUGUACACUUAACCCUGACGUGUUUUUGGAGAAGUGCUCACAAAACUGACCUCCGAAUAGCCCAAGGUGGCACUCGUGCCACCUGCCUUUGUAAAAUGUUGAUAGGUUUACACUCUCAAAGGAAAAAAAAAUGAAAUUUUUGGGCAUGUUUCAGUGGCAGUGUUGUACGAGCCGGCCAUUUAUGUUAUAAGGGAAGCAGGUGGGUAAAAGUCUGUCUUUUACGUUUGUUUGGAGUGUUUUGCUGUCCAUGUUUUGUUGCUGCCAUAAAAUGUGCAGAGUUGUUUUUGCAAUUGUUCCGAGGGCCCUUCUUGAAAAAUUGCUGCUGCAGCAGUGUUCACGGGUUGUUUUUCAUCAUAGCUAGCAUUGCGAAGCAGCUCCGAUUACUGCUGAUGCUCGCGGGAAAGUGCCCCGCCCCCUUCCUGAACGAAGUACAGUGUAUAUGUGUUUGUGUGUGUACCCUGUGCAGAAGACAUAGUAGGGGUCCUGUGGCCAGCACAUAGUCAGCGUGUGCCACGGCAGCUGUGGUCUUGGGGACACAGGAGGUGACAGCUGCGUAACGUGGCAACGCAUAGCUGUCUAUCUUGGCAUUGACAAGCAGUCAAGAGUUUAUUGCAGUCUGCGUGCAUCCUCUGAAAGAAGCUCUGCCUCCUCUAGACAUUGUUUGCACCCAAAGGUUAGGGUUGUUACCUUGUAGGAAGGGACCCGCCCGGGUUCAGUUCCACCUGGCAAAACUCGCGAUUCGCCUAGUUUCCAGCCAUUGCAUUGCAUUGCUAGUCAUCGUGUAGUACUUUCCUCAUAUCUGCCAGUUUUUUUAUAUUCUGGAAGAUUUAGAGCAGAAUCGGUCAGUGGCGACAUGCAAGCACUAUCACGGUUCUCUGCGGGUGAAAAUAGACAAGGCAUCGGCCCUGUGCUGACUAGCUGGUUGCUCUAUGGAAUAGCUACAGAGUGAUGCAGUGGUCGUACCCGUGCGUGUAUGUCAGCCACGUUCUUUUACCCUAGUCUGUGUGCGACACCACAGUGUGUUGAAAGCUUGAACACACAUUGUGACACCUUUUAGAACUUUGUUGCAUUUUUUUCUCUUUGUUCGUACCUGGGAAGGCUUUGCACAGACAGGCAGCCACAAGGAGAGGAUUUUUGGUGGGCAAGAUCAACAGAUUUUCUGUGGUUGUUUAAUGGAUGGACAUGAUUUUACUAUUACUUUGCUGUGUGCCUGAAACGGGUGUGCAUUCUCUCCUCGAGUCGUGUGCAGUCAGACUGGGCUGGUCGCAGUGACUGCCAUGAUUUGAGUUGUCCAACUUGGCACAGCAGUGCCCCUGGCGAGCACAGAAGCCAAGUGAGAGGUUGCAGCGGGCAUUGCAUGUGUGUGGCCAUAGGAACUCCUGUCACUUUUUUUUGGCCUGUGUUGAGCUCCACCGUCGCGGUAUGUUGUGUGCUACAACCCAGUGUGCCAACAGUCGAGUCACCAACGCGUGUGACCAAGUUACACACCCACGCCACAGAAAGCUGCGAAGGAAAAAAAGAAAGGCAGCACUUCUGUUUAAUCUGUGAGGCACUUUGCAGUGAGAGCGAACUGCGUUUCCAGUCACCGACCUCUCCGCAAGUCAUCCUGUUUUACGCCCUUUCGCUUCUUGCUCUCUUGAAGGAGGCGCUCGUGGGGUUGAGUGUUUCAGAAGUGCAUCAGGAAUAUUUAUUUAUUAAAAGUUGAACUUUGCUUUAUUAUACCUGGGCAUUGAGCGUUGACCCGGGAACUGUGAGAGUUGGAUGUAGAUGAAGAGUGACGUACAUGCAGGUGAUUGUUGCACUAUUGAGAAGCGUAUUUAUAAAAGUUGCAGCAGCUGUUCUCCGACGCAACGGCAGCCGCAGCGGCACCCUCUACGCCGCUGUCUGGUCGAGAAGAGACAGAAUGACGGCAACUGUAAAGGCAGUGCAUUGUGUGCCAAUUGUUAACAGAAACAGCGGGACAACACUCGCAGUGGCCAGUUGGGUCUUGCUUCUGCACUGUCCGAGCACAUGGCUCAAGAAACUGUGGAGCAUGCGCCUACUCGCAAGCCAUGCGUUGGCGCGAAAGGAGUAAGAGAAAGGCAGAUGUUGCAGUGACCUUUGCCACAAUGUUUUUUUUUUUUUUUACAUUCCGUGAAGUUUUAGAGAAGGCAUGGAGACAUACGGAGGACGUGCAUGCAAAGCUGACCACAAAGCUGCAUCACUUUCUGGCAAAUAAUAAUAAUAAUAAUAAAAGAACUGACACAAUCGAAAGGAACAGAAGCUGCAGCAAACACCUGGGAGGAGGAUGGAGAAGAAGCGAGGGGAUCACCCGCAUCUCAUAUGCAAUUAAAAAAAAAAUACAUAGGCCUUGUUUUCCCCUUAGUAGCAGCCCACCUUGGACGUAGCUCCUCCUCCCCUACACCGACCACGUAACCCCCAACACCCUCUGCAACCACAUUUGAGGGCUGGGAGGUCACUACGUACGAGCAAGCGCUGUUCUUCCGGCCUCUGGUGUACAAAACAAAAGUGCGCCACGCGUGCAGUGGCCAGGUGCCAGCUCAAGAACGAAGCCUUUGUCGCCGGCAGAGCGACGAGGCCAGCACCUGGCUGCCGCCGUUCGGCAGCUCGUCCUCCGUUCCCGCUCAGAGAGAGAGGCUUCGGAAUCGUGUCGUUUCCUCUCAAUUCCCACUGCACACCUUGGGGACCUUCGCACUGCGGAGAACAACUGCAAGAGGCGCGAACACCAUUCUGGCCGAAGGGAGUAUGUUGAGGUGGUGCGUCGAGCCUCGACAGGCGUUGGCGACCACGACGGCGUCUGCUUGCUGAAGGACAGCACGUCGUGACAAAUUUCAAAGGGAAUCUGGACACGCGGAAAACGACGACAAAAGGCCGUAGAGUUUUUUCUAGGUGUUUUUUUACAUUUUUUUACAUUGCCAGAAUUGUUUUGUGGUGUCACGUCCCAUGCGCUGCAAUCACUCAUGUUAGGAAGAAAUAAACCUGUUGGAAUUUGUC